Papaver somniferum (opium poppy) is the source of this 696-nucleotide messenger RNA. RefSeq lists its product as uncharacterized. The record is from RefSeq and is a predicted model, not a curated record. Bases 1 to 696 code for a protein of 231 amino acids. Lineage: Eukaryota; Viridiplantae; Streptophyta; Magnoliopsida; Ranunculales; Papaveraceae. The transcript is spliced from 2 exons.
AUGAAAACUUUGAAGAAAUUUUUUAAUGUUGUAAGUAGUCUUAGAGGUACCAACGGUUUUGGAUGGAAUGACACAAGAGAAAUUGUGACUGCACCUAAUGAUGUAUGGAAAAAGCAUAUCCAGGAUCAUCCGGAAUACAAACAAUGGAGGACAAGGUCUCUUCCACAAUAUAAUGAACUAGCUAUGAUAUUUGGUGAUAGUAGGGCGACUGGAAGGCAUAGCAGGUUUAGGGAUAAUAAUAAUCAGGACAACCAUGAGGUCAACGAGGACCGAGAUGAUAAUACUCAAGACCCGAAUGAGAAUGUUGAAGACCAUAACGAGAAUACGUAUGAAAACGGCAAUGUUAGUGAUGAUGAUACAUCUGAACUGCCAAAAAAACCCAUAACUUCAAUAGGUUCUAGUUCUCGUUCAUUUAGAAAGACGAAAGAAAGUACUGGAGAAGGGAUGGUGGAAGCAAUUCAUUUGAUGGCAAGUGCCGUCAACAAUAUAGCGAACAAAAAAGAGGAAAACAGUAACUCUUCUCUAGAGAAAAAUGUAGUUGCUGCUCUUGAGGAACUAAACUUAGAUGAGUUUUUAUUCAUGCAAGGAUUAGAGUUUUUGGAAGAUGAGAAGAAAUCAAAGAUUUUUAUAGCGUUGAGUGGGGAUAAGAGACAACGUUGGUUAUUAUCAAAGCUUAACUUUACCGAUUACUAUUAA